Xyrichtys novacula (pearly razorfish) is the source of this 16065-nucleotide messenger RNA. The record is from the annotation of a GenBank genome assembly. NCBI's taxonomy places the organism in Eukaryota, Metazoa, Chordata, Actinopteri, Labriformes, Labridae.
GGAAGUAGGGCGGGACCUCGGCUCUUUAUAAACAUGGCCGUUAAGCCCUUCACAGCAUCAGGUAUUACGUUUGGCUGAAUGUGUUAGACUUUCAGGAAGUAACGAGGGAAACUAAGACAGUAACAGGUGGAAAGAAAAUGUAGACACACGAAGGACGCUUUUAAGUUAUAUGAACUGUUUUAUACUCGCGUGUGUGCGAUAUCGAUAAACUUCAUGUAGGACUUUAUGCUAGCUAGCUAGCCGAGCUAACGCCUAACGUCUGAACAUUAACUUCUGUCAACUUUUCAACCAGCGACUGAAACCCACGACCUGACUGCUCGUCGAAAUGGAGAAGCACCGACGCUGGCCUAGGCUGUCUCGAUGAAUAUUUCACACGCUGAAGUGCUGGAUAACCUGAGCUAAGGGCUGAGCUGAACUUUAUUGGAGGCUUCUUUGGGGUUGUUGUUUUUUUCCACUGGAAGCACCGAAGAGCCCGAGCUGGAACAUCACCACCGUGAGAGCGGACAUAAACAAUGUUUUCUCCCAAACCAAUGAAACCAACCUUCAAAUCUUAUCUUCCACCUGUACAGGUCAGUAUUUGCUUCUAUUCAAUGAAGAGAUGGUGUUAAUGUCAUGUUGGAUGAUCAGGGUAGUGUUCAAAAUCGUUGGGUUUUAUCUAAUUCAGGCUAAAGCUGUGCCUUGUAUAUUGCGGAAGAGGGAUUGAUAUUUGACUUAAUAAGGUCAAGACCACGAAAUAGGACAAGUCAUAUAUAGACUUGAAACCUGAAAUGAGGAAUGCACGAUAUUCACCGAUAUUUGUGGCUACUAUGAGUAUAUACUAAUACAUAGAUGCACUUUUUCUACUGAAGAGAGUACCAGGUCCAACACCAGAAUUGACCUGAUACUCUUAUUGUAACAGUCUGAUUGUUGUAGAAAUAAAAAAUAAAACAAGACAACACAUGAUAUUACUAAAAAUUAGUAAUGUAAUCUUUUGAUAAUGUUCAGCAUAAUGUUUUUUAAGAUGCACACUUUAAUUGAAAGUGUUGCAGGAGUGUUUAUUUGGUCAUCCUCGCUUCACUUGUGCUACACAAGCAUUGCAAACACCUACUUUGUUGUGCCCAGUACCCCAUAUCAGCUGUUCAUCUCGCCAAAUGAGUCAGUACAGAUGAUCAACUUUUUAAGGCCAUUACGCAUCAGUACCAUUGUCCUGAUAUUGUGCAUCCCAAUCUGAAAGCAGCCCUUUUGUGUUAUGCUGUGAAUUUUUGUAUUCUAUCAACUCACCGAAGGCUAAGGCUGAGUUUGACUUCUCAUACAUUCAAAUAUGCACAGCCUCAGAAAAAAUGCUGGAGCAGUUUUGUCUUCAUGGUGUCCUGUAUAAUAUCACCACUAAAGUGCUUCUUACUGCUUGUGUCAAGGAUUGAGACUUGUAUUUUUGGAGGGGUCUAGUACCAGUUUCAAAAUUACCUCAAUUAUUCAACAAUAAUUUGGCAUCUUCUUUACACCCUUACGCCUUAACUUGACUUUCAAGUGCAGAUAGUCACAGUUUUUUACAGUUGCUGGUAAAAUAACAAGAUCAGUGUUUGUAAAAGCAGGAGCAGGACAAGCAAAAGUGUUUUCUUAUUAGAUAAUGCUUUUAUAGGAGUUUUUCUUUUGUAAUUAAUCAAGCUUAAAACCAUCAUCAUACUGUCAGGGCGUAUCCUUGUUCAUGUUAGUUGCUUAAAAAACAUUGAAUGACUAUUAUCUAAUAACUGAAAUACAGCGUGUUUGCAUGUUAAUGUUAUGAAGAGGUUUAAAUGCACCAUGAACACCACCAUGUCAACAAAAUUAUGAAGGAGUACUAAUGGUGUAUUUGACCCAGAUAAACAGGUCUGAGCUGUGGACAAGACAUUUACUGAACUGUGACACUGCUCAGUGACAUUCCCUCCCCCAAAUUGGUUAAUGAAUGGACAUGGCCCUUUAUGAGGGUGUGUGUUUCUUAUGACACAAAACUUUUACUACAAUAACUUCAAACUCUUUUCUUUUUGGUUUUGUUGUUAAGUUUUUGGAAAGGCCUUUUUGGCUGUAUUCUUGAGAAUAAUGACACAUUAAAUUUGAAGAGCUAAUCCAUGGCUUUAGUUUUACGAUGUUUACGACCCCAUCAUAUGAUCUGUGCAUGAUUUUCAUGCAUAAUCCAGAAUUUACCAAAGACUUUGGUUGCUGAAGUUCCACAUUAAACUCUCGUAAAGAUGAAAGUCAGCCCUUUAACCCCAUAGUCAUUCAUUCACUUGAAUUCAGUGUUGUGGAGUAAAGUCAACAAGGAAAAAAUACAUGCCUGUCCAGAUACUUAUGGACUGUCACUUUGUCUGUGGGUAUCAGCUGUAUUUGGGGAUACAGUAUUAAUAGCGUUAGUUGACAGCUGUGCAGCUAUGGUUCCCUCUCGUUUGAAAUAGCAUGCAUCAGGGUCAUCAUAGCUUGCUGCAUAUUAUCACUGUUUAGAUUAGUGUCAUGCAAAACAGAUCCUAACAGCUGUCAGGAUGUUUAGUGAGGCUGCACGGUGGCCAUGGUUGGAUUUGAGGCGUGUUAGGAAUUUGCAAAGCUUAUUGCAAGUCUUCUUUUUUUCUGUCCAGCAAGUUGUAUUUUAUUCUUUGUUUACUCCACAGGGUCACUUUUAAGAGGACCGUCUACUUAUAAUGACACUCUUUUCCCAUUAUUCCUUAACAACCUGACAGGCUGGUGUUUGACUGACUGUUAUAUGCUUUUUGCUUUUUGCUUUUUCUCCAGACUGAUGUGAAGAAAACUAUUGAGCAGCCUAUUAAAAAACUGGAGCCAAAGUUACUUCAAGGUGAGUUUAAUUUAUGCAUCAUUUCCCCAGAUGACAUCAAAUACAAAAAUGUUUUGAUUUAUCAAGAAUUGUUUAUUUUAUUGAAAGCAGAGCAGAUAAUACUCAGGAAUUCCAUCUGCAUAUCUUUUGUGUCUGACUGGUUCUUUCUGAGCUCAUGGCUUCUUCAUCACAACAGGAGGGAGCUGAUCAAAACAUUUUUAAAAGAUUAGUCACCAUGAUUCACACUAAAAGUUAGAGAUCUGGGAAUGUUCUGAGGCACUUAAUUGUCAACUUACGCGAUGAACUGUGAAGGUUCAGCAUAAACCCCAAAUAACAGGAUUUCCUUGAACUACUAUGCUAUGUCAGCGCCUCUGGAUUUGUCUGUGAAUGACUGAAUAAAGCUCUGUCUUUGCAGUAAGAUAAUAAGUCAGUCAUCCUGUUAUGAUUUAUAUCCUAGGCAGGGUUUAAUCAGACUGGUCUGACGAGCGUUUCGGCUCAGCGAACAUGUGUCAUCCUGUCUUAAACAAUACUAAGUACUCACAAAUAUUAGAACAGAGCGGAAAAAUGGUUGUAGACUUCCUUCAUUACCUGUGAUGUCAUCCUAUUUCCUGUUGUUGCUAAUAGCUGUACAAGUGUUUUUUUUUCCUCAUACAUAAUUGUUUUUCUCACUCGGCCUCCUUUUAUUAGAACUAUCAGACUAUAGAAGCUGCAACAGGCAUGAAUUGGUCAUUUUCUUUGCGAAUCAAUCAAAAGAUGGGUGCAUCUUCUCAUAGCGAUACAGUAGCGUUUCCCUGCCAACAGUUUUAUGCAACAGCGCGUCGUAGUUCCUCACUGUCUUUCUGGUGUUGACACCUCUGAGUCAGAGGAAGUUACCUUUUUGCAGAAGUGACUCUUUUUAAGUGAAAUUUUCAUUUCUCUUAAACUGUGCUAAUCUAGGGAAAUUGUUCAGUCAUCACACUUGAGUCUUGUGUGAGUUUGGAGUCAGAACAGGCAAUAAUGUCAAAGUGAGAGUAACCUCAAGCUAUAAUUCUGAUAGAAUAUGAAAGUGCUUUUUAGUGGUUUUGAUUAAAAAUAAUAAAAAAUAAAAAAACCUCUUGAACCCUUAAAAAACUGCUUUAGUUCUGUGAAUUAUAAAUCAUUUAGUUAAAUCAAACUGGAUAUGUAAACUUUAAUGAGCCAACUAAUUAAAAGUAACUUCACAGCCAUUGGCACACAGGGGUCCUAACAUUUUUUAAAGCCAAUAGACUAAAUAGUUUUCUUGUUUGUACUUAAAUCUGUUGCAUGACUUGAAUUUGUUAAACUGUAUGGCGUUACUGUCCCACUUAUCACAGAACCGACCUGUUUGUUUAGCGUCUUCCCUUGGUCUUUGAGCACCUGUAAAAGCGCGUUAUAGUUAAUUUAUUAUGGUUUUAAUAUUUAAUUCAGUAUACUUGUAUUAAACAUACAUAGAUGCGAGGUUGAAAUCCUUUGUUUCUCACUGUGCAUUGAGUUUUAAAUCACAAAACAAGUUUCUGUUAGCCUCAGCCUGUCUAACAUCGUUUAGGAAGCAAGUGAAAUGUUUUUGUCACACUUUGCUGUCCAUGCAGUUUCACACAGUACCAGAUGUUGCUGUUAGAUAAGUUGUAGUAGUUUAACCUGUUUAAGAUGGUAGUAUAGGGGAUAUGGAAGCAUUUCAACAUUGUACCUUUUGAAAUAUAACACCUUUUUGUUACUUAGUUUUAGUCUAUGUUGAUAUACUUCAUAGACGUUUGGUUUUCUUUUUACCAAUAUUGUCAAGACAAACACAUGUUUAAUAAUCAUUCAAUAAUCAUAGUAUUAGAAUUUAAAGCUAAAUGAUCAGUAACGUAAGUAUCAGUAAAAAACUUUUCUCUAUCCAAAGAAUGUAUUUGAGCAUUGCACAUACAUCAGUUUUUAGGAUUGUAACAGAUCAGCGUCAAGCUGAGUGCUCUCUGCUUUUUUAAAAGCUGCUGUUUACCUCUAAACACACUGUCAGGAUAACAAAUACAACAUUUUUCCUUCUCAUCUGUUUGUCACCAGGGGAGAUCGUAGUAAAUGAGGUGAACUUUGUAAGGAAGUGUAUCAGUGCUGAAAGCAGCCAGGAUGACCUUUGGGGGAAGUUGAUAUGCACCAACUUUAAGGUGUCCUUCAUCCCUCAAGAUGCCCCAACAAAGCAGGUAUCUGUCUAGGAUGACUCUGAAGUGGCCAACAUGUGAUUGUUUUAUAAGACUAUUUUAUACAGUGGGCAAAGAUGCUUCAAGUAUAUGUGCUGGAAUCAACAAUGGUAUCUCAUAAUUCUAUAUGUAUUUAAGUCUGUUAGUGCUGUCAGCAUCAUGCAGAACUGCUCUAAUAGUUGUUUCUUACAGCCGUAUUUGCAUGUACACUGCAUCUGGCAAGGAGGAAGGAAAACUUGUGUACCUUCCUGCAUUACAUUGUCACUGAUAUCCCACAAGAAGUGAGAGAGCAGGCGUAAUUUCCAGCUAUGUGGCAGACUGUUGCCAUAAUAACAAAGAAGAAUUUUCUCAUUGCUGAGCCUUUGUGUCUUAUCUUGAUCUGUCCACCAGUAUUUAUGGCCAUAAUUCAGUGGUUUUGGGUGUAGUUUAAUAUCUAUGGGAUGUCAAACAUAACACUAGUUUGCCUUUUUCCACAGAAAUCCAAGUUGUCACACCUCCUUCUUGGAGAGCAUGACAUCCCCCUCACCUGUCUGGAACAAGUAGUAACAGGUACAUCUGCUUCCAUUAUUAAUAACAUAAAGCUUUUUGAAAAAAUUUUCACUCAUAUUAACAUUUAACUCUUUCCAAUCAGAAGCCAGAGUAUCCUUAACUGUUGAGUUUCUUGUGAUAUUAACAAAUAAAAGCAAGCUUAUCAAAGUAAUUUAAUAAGGAAUAAGGAAUGCAUAUUCAGAUUUAAUUUUGUUCUCUAUCAGAUAAUUGAUUGUUCAACCGUUUUAACAACCACUUUGCAUUCCAACCCUGUCAUUUUACUCUAUUGGUGAACAGUCACAUCUAAAGUUGGAUCAGCCCUCUUUUGAUCUUUGACAGCCUGGGAUACUGGGAAUCUUUUGUUGUUUUGUCCCGAUCAGCAGUCUGAUAACAAGUGAUGUCACAGCUAAACCACUGAUUAGUGGCGCUGCAGCCAGGGAGGGAUUAGCCUUGUUUAUACUGUACAUCUCAUUGCUGUUGGUAGCUGACACUGCAAGGGCAACUGCCUAGAGGAAGGUUUGUUGUGAUACAGCGAUCAAUCAUGAGGCUUUGUUUAAGCCUGCUUGUUUUUGAGCUGUUUGAACUGGAUUACGGUAGACAACAUUCCUUUUAUGUAAUGAUACAAAGCUCUGUUUACAGCAGGAUUUAAAACAUCAUCUAUUAUGUCAUAUGUUUAUAUUGGAUCGCACAUCACUGUGCUGCAUAAAUUAUCAUUGUGGCUGAAACAUAUGUGGAGUAUGAUGUAUUGAUGGAUAAAAAUUGAGCGUUGAAUUCUUUGUUAUGUGACAAAAAGUUUCUCUUGACCUAUUAUGUUUGAUAGCGAUCUCAUAUACACUGAAAUUAUAAACAUGUUUUUUUCUCCUUGGAAUGAUACAGAUAUUCAGCCCUUGCUGAGUUAUUUACGUGUAUUUGCAUCUGCAUUUCUUGACAAUUUUAGUCACAUUUUUGCUGUUAUUCCUCUCAGUAAACGAUACAAAGGGGAAGAAGAAAGUACUGGGAUCGAAUCAAAAGCUGAAGUUCAACCCCACGGAGCUCAUCCUGUACUGUAAAGACCUGCGCAUCAUUAGGUUCUGCUUUGAUGAGGCUGGGCCCGAGAGUGCCAAAAAGGUAUGUACAACAGUUUUUUUUCCCCAUCAUGAUCAAAGUCUUUAGUCAGAGAGGAAAUACGAAGAAAGAUGAAGUCUUUACAAAAUAGGGACUGAAAUGCUGAUGAGUGCUGAUAAGACUCUCUACAACAUCCGCUUGGCUGGAAGGGAUGCAUUAAAACACACACACACACACACACACACACACACACACACACACACACACACACACACACACACACACACACACACAGAGAUACAUGCAUACUUUGGUUUCAGUAAUACGACCUUUUCAUCAGGGACAAGGAUAUUUUUAUCAUCACAGCUUCGGUGUGCAACUCUGUGUCACCCUAUAUCACAAAAGAAAUAACUGUUUUUUUGUGGCCGGGAGCCAAAGAUUGGUAAUUGAAAAAUAUCACCUCAAAAUGUCUGACCAUUUAGUGACCGCCAUUUGGAGAACCUUGGCAAAUAGGAUUGCUUUAUAGUUGCACUAACACCCUGCAAAAACAGAUGCUAUUUCACACAGUGUGGCAUACUGAGAAUAGACGCGUAUGUGUGAAUUAUUUGUGCAAAGGUUCACGAGAGCCCUUCUCAUUUUGCAGCUUUAGUACAUGACCCAUGAGAAACAGACAGCUGUAUAUAUCUCCUGAUAUUGUAUCAAUGUAAUGUACACAAGUUCGUUGUUUGAUCUUAUACCAUGCCAUCUGUGAGCAAUGUUUUGUGUAGGUUUUGGAGCUCCAUAGUACAUACCUGCAGCACAUUUGGCGACCAGCCUUUCAGUAUGGCACUCAAUUGAACAAAGUAUUUCUGCCAUGUUUGCUCUAUAUAACUAAAUUCAGCCUGUGGAGUUCCCCUUAUUACGUCCAUUCUGCUGUUUUUAACAGAAUAUGGAAGGUUGAUUAUGUAUAGGACUUUGAAAUAGAAAUGAGUCUGUACUCCCUCACUGCUUUGAGUUUAUUUAUGGACAUCAUGUAUGUAAUUACAGUGUGAACCUUUUUUUCUUCUCUGUGACAUGGGGAAUUUAGCCAGUCUGUAAUAGCUUACUUUGCCCUCGGAAAUUACAGAGUUGGGAGCAGCCUUGUCUCCACACAUACACUCUUUGCUGUGUUUUCUUGUGUUAUUCACAGCUUUACUACUGAAUGGACUGCUUUGUGUGACUCCAGUGGAGCCACAGACAGAUCCAGUCCUGAAAACCCUGAGCUGUCAGUUACACAUUUGCUUUUUCCAGGUUUCACUUGUUCUGGUGUUUUUUUUCUGUUAAAGUACAUUCCUUAGUGUUUCAUAGCAGUUUGGUGUUACACCAAUGCAAAAACUAGUUUUGGGCUGCUGCUGGUGCUGGUUUGAUGUGGGUCGCCUUUGCAGACCCCAUCAGCAACAACAUUAUGUCAUUGUAUCAUACUUCUCUUUCCCAGCUGCACUUGCAAGGACCACGUGCACAAAACACAGCUCAUACAAUGCAACUGUUCUGUUUUACUGUGCCAUCUCUGAUGACUUGAGCAUUUUCUUUUUUGGUUGACUUCCUUACAGAUGAGGAUUUUUUCUGGUACGAUGAUAAUAAAACAUUUUUUUUUAAUGCAUUUUAAGUAAGGGGAACCUUAUGUAGACAGAAAAAAAGGCAGUGUAUGAAGUCUGAGCUAUGAAAGGAAAAUGCAACUUUGUAAUGACUGUUUCAUGAUUUGAUGGACUCCUGCAACUUCAUUUAUAGUGUAUUAUAAAUCCAUAAGAGCUGAGCACUUUUUUAUAUUCGACUGAUUUCAUCAUAAAGCCAUUCUUAUUCUUGAAUUCUAGGUUUGCCUUGCUAUUGCCCACUACUCUCACCCAGCAGACCUUCACUUGCUGUUUGGCUUUGAGUAUCAGGGCCGGCGAUACCAUGAAACAAAAGGUAUGCAGAAAAAUGUCAAAAUUCUUUCACAUAAUUCUUUUGUUUUAACUUCAGUUCUAGUUUCACAUUUAUCCAUGUGCAGUUUUACUGUACCAUGCCUUAGAUGUUGUUUUUGAACUGUUUCUGCUUUUCCAGGAGAAAGAGUUAACGGUUCAGCCCCUCGAGGAGGAUUACAGACCCCAAAUUUUGACCGUCCUUCAGACUGGGAUCGUGAGAUCAAGAGAACGGGAGCGUCAGAGUGGAGGGUGUGCUCCAUCAACGAAAGUUAUGCCGUCUCAGAAAGGUUUUCAGCUUUUCUUGUUUGUUGUAGUCGAUUUCUUCUGUGCAUCAUAGGCAGAGUGUCUCCGUAGCUUCCUCAGCUUGCCUCACUUGUUCGGGACACUCUGAAUUUCACCCUUUACUCUUACUUGCUAUGCUUUGGCAAGACAGAAUAUUUGCACUGAACACACUUCAUGAGCGACAGAAGGAAAAAAUGUCUCUGUGUGUUAAUGUCUCAGUGUGAGAUGCAAGUAUUUUCGGGACAAUACGAACGAUUCAUCUGAGUUUGGUGGUGACAUCAUGAUGGGUUUCAAAGUAAGAAUUGGGACCUAUUCUUUGAGGAAUUUUGAGAAAAGACGUACGAUUACAUAAUAGCAGCUUGGCUCAAACUGGCUAUAACUGAUGGGGCUGCAAAUCUUCAUACAGUGAAUUCUGAUUCAGAUUACCCAGAACCAAAAAAAAAACAAACUUAACUGUCAGAAAUACUUAUCUUAGCUAUUUGGGACGGACACGGAAAGAUAAUCAGGCUUUUACAAUUGUAUUGUUUGUCAGUGUGGAGCAACGCUGUUCAUUGUCUCAUGGAAAAUAUGAGUUUAAACAUUUCCUGCUUUAAGGUGUCACUUUUAAAAAGUUCUCAUGGAAAUAACAAGUAACAUUAAGAUAUUGUCAACAUCACAGUAUUACAAAACAGAAAGAGUUUCCAUUCAAUAAUAGAAUAGUAAUAGUAUGCAGUUAAAGGUUUUUGGGGCAAAAUAUGUAGUUUAGUUUAGCUGCAGUAUGUUAUCCUAUGGUGAAAUUUUAAUAUAGUUGCAUUAUUGAUAAUUGAAUUUUCCUUCGGGGAUCAUUUAAGUACUCCUUCAUCUUCUUCUUCCUCUAUUCUUUAAGUUAUAUAUUGCUGGUUUUGGGAGCAUGUUUUUCAUCCCUGUGUGAUGACUAUUUGCUUUUUUUUCAGUCUUCCAGAGUACAUUGUGGUCCCAGUUUCUCUGGCUGAUCAGGAUUUGAAACAGUACGCUAUAUUUCUGCAUGACCGCCGCAUUCCCGUGAGUACCUGUGCUCUGCUACCUCUAAUAUAAACCUCUAUAAUACUUGUGAUUUUGUGGAACUUUCUGAAGCAUUACUUUUCCAUUUACUCCUUUUAGUUCAGUAUUGACACUCUAUUGAUUGAUUUUUUUUGUGCCAGUUUAGAGCAACUUACAGUUAUUUGCGAUAAUUCUCAGCUAUUUCCAAGCAGUAUCCAAUAUGAUACAUCAGGGCAUCCUUUUCACUUUCAAUAUGAUCCACUGACUCAUUGUCAAUGUAUUGAUUUAGCAUUGGUGUUGGAAUCACCCCAAUGGGAGUGCACUCGUCCGCAUGGCCAGCAUAAGUGAUCCAGUUCAGCAGAGGAAGAUUGAUCAGAGGUAAAGUAAACCUCCUAACAACAUUCCAAAUGAAUGAGGUGCUGAAAUUCAUGAUAUGAUACAUACUCAUUAUAGAGCUAGUUAUAGCAAAAUCUGAUUAAUAAAUGACGUUUUGCUGAGAUGUUUUUUUUUUUCUUCUCUGUCUGUUAACAGGAUUUUCACUGCCAUCACAAAAAGCCACCCACAGCGCAGUGAAGUCGUCAGGUUAGAUCUGGACAAGAGCCUGCCCAACAUCCAGGACAUUCAGAGUGCCUUUGUGAGGGUCAGGCAGAUCUGUGUCAUAGGUGAGCUUUCAUAUUUCAUAAUUUAUACAUAAGCAAAAAUCUGCUGCAGACCCCAAACAUCAAUAAGAGAUUUCUUAAAACCUUGGAGUCAUGUAUGGUUUAAUUCUGUGUUUUAGUAUAUUCCUAUUUUAUCUGUGUGCAGAUCCUUUUGAGGAGUCUGAGGAGAGGUGGCUGUCAGCGAUUGAGAACUCACGAUGGCUGGAGUACGUCAGGUAUGUAAACAUCCAUUACACUUUGAAUGAAAGCUCUCUGUGAAAUACUAGAGUUAAAUGGACAACAAGCACUUUAAUUCUUUUUCAUUUUGGCAACUGUUGGUUGAAAUUUUAUCUGUGUUUAUGGAAGAACACGCCUAUGAGAAGAGCAGAAAGCAUGAUUAUGUAACCAUUACAUGUUUGUUGUUGUGUUUUUUCAAGAUUGUCAAUUUUAUGGUUAAGCCAUGAGUACAAAGCUUGUAACCUAUAAAAAAUGUGCUCAAGGUUUUCAUAGUUUGUCCACACUUAUCUUCUUUGACUUUAGAGCUUUUCUGAAACAGUCAGCUGAGAUUGUGUACUACCUGGAUGGAAAGAAUGCUCCAGUCAUUCUUCAAGGUAAAACUCUCUUUUUAAGCUGUCCUUGGACAGUCAUAUUCUAUUCAAACCAACCUUGAAUAUGUUUGUCUUAUGGACAGCUUGUUUACACUUUUUCUUUCUCAUUUUUUACCCCUGUUCAGAGGAAGAAGACAGAGACCUGAACUGUGUGGUGUCCUCCCUGGUGCAGCUGAUGUUGGACCCUCACUACCGUAGCAUGUUUGGCUUUCAGAGUUUGGUGCAGAAGGAGUGGGUGAUGGCUGGCCAUCGCUUCUUGGACAGAUGCAACCACUUAAAGAAGAAUGAGAAAGAGGAGGUAUUUGUGUGAUACUAAAUAAUCAAUCACAGACUGAACAGAGUACUUAAACACACUUAAUCUUGUUUUUAUUUGUUUGUUUGUUUUUUCUCACUCAAGUCCCCGCUGUUCAUGCUGUUCCUGGACUGCGUGUGGCAGAUGACGAACCAGUACCCAGCAGCAUUUGAGUUCACAGAGGCCUACCUAACUGUACUGAGUGACAGCAUGUGGAUCCCUCUUUUCAGCACUUUCCUCUUUAAUGCCCCCAAACAGCGUGCUAAGCACUUAAUGGUAAGAGAACCAUUUUGAUUUGCUGUUAUGAACCCCCUUGCAGACCCAACGCAAACCAUGGCAUGCAGUGUUUUCCACACAUGGAAAAUAGUUGCCUGGUGUUACCUUGCAUGAGCUGAGCAAUGCAAACAAAUUGUCAUGGUAACCUGAACAUAUGAGUCUGGCAUCAAACUUGGUCCAGAUUCCUCAAUUAACCAAAAUCAAGAUCUUAUUGUUUGGAAAAAUAAGGUCACAGUCUCACUGUGUCAAAGAGAAUUAUCACAUUCUGAAUAUAAUAUUCCUAUUGUUUCUGGCACGUGCAUAAACAAAUAUAGAAAUAAUAAAAUGAUAGUUAAAUAAUAGUUGUAAGUAAUCACAAGUAGAAAUAAUGUCCUAUUCCCGUAACUGGUCUAAUUUUAACAACAAAGCAUCAUGUUUUUGUGGUUUUGUUUCUGUCCUGUAAAGACUAUAAUUUCCCUCUGUGUGUGUCAGAUAAGUCUGAGGAAGAAAUGCAGCUUGAGUCACAGAUAAGAAAACGUGACGCUCAUGCUCUGUAAAGUAACCACCUAAUGUGCCUAGGCAAAUUGUGGUUUUGGGGGAUUUCAUUUUUCCCACACUCACACGUUGUGUUGCUCUGUUUCUGAUGUGCAAUUCUGUGUUCUGUGUAAGACGAAAGAAGCUUUACAGAACGAGUAACCUUGUGUCAACUGUGCAGGACUUUGCAAAGAGUAAAGCCAUCCCUCAAGGAGAAGACCCGGCUGUGUGUUUCCCUCCUGUUUGGGACUGGUCGCAGCAGUUGUCUACCAAAGACCAAACUCUCUUUAACAACCCCAUGUACGUAGGCAAAGGAGCUGCCUGUGUGCAGAACGGGGAAGUGAAAACCUUCAAACGCACAAAGGUACCUAAGCUUUAUAAGGUUUAUAGAUGUUAUGGCAGUGAGCAUAUUUUUUAUGUAUCUGCCUUCUACUGUUUCUGUCUUGAAUGAACAGACACUUAAAUUAAAGUUUGGGCUUUAAAUCUUAUUUUGAUUAUAUUUAGUCAUGAUCAUUCUUGGCCCUGUUAUCUGUUUGGUUUGUUUGGGUGAUUUGAACAUCUAUUUUGUAAUCAGUUUUUAGUGAGCACUUUAUAAAAUUGUCUUUUUCCUUAUUUCCCCUCAUCUUUUCACUGCUAUGUGAUUUAUUUUGCUAGAUAAAGCAUUUUUUCACAUAAGAGUCAGUGCUUGAAAUGAGCAGUUUAUUAAGACGGCACCUUUUUAAAAAUUUCGGAUGGGACUUUUUGCCAAGCUUGUUAUUUAAUGUCUUCCGCAGCUGUGAUUUUUGUAAUAAUGAAAGUUUAAUUGCCUUUCCAGGGUUGUUUCUAAAGUAGAAUGUCUCAGGUUUGAUGUUUGACAACAUAGGUUUUGAGGAAGUUUCUUAGUCUAUCCUGUCUUACUGUGUUUCUCUACCCCAGCAGAAGUCCUACAGUACCACAUUGCGUGGGCCAUCUGCUUCUGUACGUAAUGGACUGAGGAGCGGAGAGGAUACAUUGACUCGACGUGGUUCCCUCAUGUCCGAGCUAAGGUCUGAUUUCUCUCCUGUAAAAGAUGAAAGCCCGUCAGAGCGCUUUUUCAGGGACUGGUUCUCCCGACCUGCUGACCAGCAGGGUGUUCUGAUCCCCCUUGUCCUGCCUUCACACAUGGCUCUCUGGAAGCUCUUCUUCCUACGCUGGGUCCCUGAGGCCUGCAUUCCCAAAGGGGGCCCCAUCACCGCGUACCACAAGCUCUCCCAACUGGUGGAUGAAAUUGAGAUUCUACAGAGCCAGCUCAGGCAGUACAAGGGACCCGGUCCAGGCGGCACACCACUCCCUAGCCCAAGUGGGCCUCUUUCAGACCAGAGGAGGAUGUAUUUUAAAGCCACCUCUCCACACGACCCCCCUACACCACCAGACUUCCUCAACUCCUCCUUUCCCUUCUCCCCAAUGGGAAACCUGUGCCGCCGCGGAAUCCACGGGACUCCUAUCAGCAAAUUUCUGAAUGGGGCGAGAAUCUGGCUUUCAACAGAGACUCUGGCCAAUGAUGCUAUCUGAGGGGCUUUAGGGCUAACCUUUCUGAGCUCCUUACCGGUUUAUAUAACAAUUAAUGAUCUAACAUUCUAUGACCUCUUUCUUUAAUACAAGAAGGAGAAGAAGAAAUAGAAAAAUGUAACUCCUGGACUUCUGAUUUUCAAUAACUUAUAAGCUAGAAUUUGCACCAUUGAUGCUGCAUCAAAAUCUGAGGUCAUUUCUAAACUGAGGCUCUCAAUCAAACUAGAUCACAGUUGUUCAUUACAGCUACUAUUGGCCAGUGAGUUGUUACUGUGAGGUCUUCUCUGACUGUGAAAUAUCAUACUUGGUGCAUUCUUACCAUAGAUGUAUUUUCUUGUCUACUUCAGCUUAUUUCUUGCUCAAGAUUUGGAUGCCUUCUUUUAGGAUACUGUAUUACCUACACAAUAGAUAAAUUCAGUUUAUCAGUGAGUUAAGAUAAGGUUGACAGCUCUCUACAAGAUUUAACUUCUAUUUUUCCACAUUUUAUAAACCAAAAUCAUAAUGUAUCCACACGUGUACAGCAAACCUCUCCACCGUGACAUUAGAGAAAUCCUCCAGAAAGUAAUGCUCAAAAUUUGAAAACGACCAUUUUUUAUUGCAGCACUAAUGAUGCAUUUCAAUUCCCACUGACUUCAGUGGAUUCAGUUUGUUUGUACCUACCAGGAAAUGUAAUUUGAGGAUUUAAUAUAUAAUAGAUUUUUGAUUUCAGAAAGAGGAACAGGAAAUAACACUUCUAACAAGUAUUUUUCUAUGUGCUAUAAACAAAUAGGAACUGGCCUGGUUGAAUGUAUUAAGGCGUUUCUUUCUUUUUUUUCUCUGUUUUUUUUUUUUGCACAAACUUAAUGCUAUUUGCGCCAAGUGCCCAAUCGUUGACGCUUGUGCUGGGGUUUCACUGUAAGUAGCAAAUAGUUUGAUUCAGGGUCUUAAUUCUUAUAAAGCAGGCGAUACUUCUUAGGAGAUAUGGGGGUGCGAGAGCUUAGAACUGUGGUAGAUAUUUCCUCCUCUCUUUUGAGGGGUUUUAUGAGAUUUUUUUAGUGGCCUUCUGGUAAGGCACUGAGGAGAAACUAUUCAGCUUUAUGGUAGCUGAAUGGCUAUAAAAAUGAAAGCAAAGGGACAGAAAAAGGGCUUUGACUUAAACCACUUUCUAGAUUAGUAUGAAGUGGACUCCAUUUCUUAAACUAUAAUCCAGGGAACAGGACAGAAAUGGGUGAAUGACAAGUGAUUCUGAUCCAAAGCAGCACUCGUGAAAACUUAAGAGAUAAACCAUUUUGAUCACAAAUGUCAAAUAAUAGAAUACAACAUCAUCAAUAGUCUUUAAUAGACUCUAAACACAGUCCUCACCAAAUGGCCAUAUGUUUGGGAAAGGGAAUGGGAUUUAAACAAAUAUGUAAACUACACACACCAUACACAAACAGUAUGUGGCCAUGACAACACUCACAUUUUAUUGAUUUGUCCUUGUUUUAUUUGAGAUACUUUUUAUUUGACAUAGAAACAAAAAAAUUUAAAUAGUUUACUGCGGUGAGUCUAGUGAGCUUGCUUAAAGACAGAUUUUAAUCCGUUGAACUGUACAUCUUACUUAAACUCUUCGUUUGCUGCAAAGAUCCUGGCAUUUGGACACCCUGAUAAAUCUGCCAGUGAAGUUUUCACCUGCUGAACUAGGGAGUGGUUUAAGAUAAAACAGGGUAUAUGGAUCAGUCAACCUGUGCCUCUUUUAUAACUGGGGAGCAACAAGCGCUGUGUAAAAGUGUCAUGAAUAACACUUUGUCGUUUAUGAUGAAGCCCCAUUUCGUCUUUACUAUACACCACUGAACACAUAAAGUGUCUUUCCUAUCAAUCGGGAGUAGGAUCCUGGUAAGAUAGAUGGAUGACAUUCAGAUGAACUUUUGAUCCUUAAGCAAUAACUACAAUAACUAGUUCAGGUGUUUUCUGGUAUAGAUGUUUAUAGUGCGAGUGCAGAAACUGCUCUUGCAAAUGCUAAUAGUUGCACAUUUUACUCAAUAUAUAGGAUAGUUUGUUUUCUGAUGGUUGUUGGAUAUAAUUUUGGCAAAAAGUAUGAAUACUGUAUAUGCUUGAAAUCUUCCAAUUAAUAUUUUUGAAUAAUGGUACUAAAUAGCUUUUGUCCUUGAUUUAGUCUUUAUAUUUUCUGGAGCGAUAUUUAUAUGCUUUUGUUUUCACUAAUAAUCAUCAUUACACUCUGCUGUAAUUGCAUGACGACCGUGCUUCCACAGUGACACAGUUUGAUUUUUGUUACCAGCAGGUGUACUUAUGCAAAUGUUCUCAAAGAGGGAUGCAUACAUCCCUUGUGCCUUUUUGGGAAGAUUGACUAUAUCCUGAACCUGUUGACUCAUGAUUUUUUUUAAUACUGUUGAUUCAUCAAUUCUUUUGAACGUUUCCAAUUCAGAGGUCCUGCACUGAAGCUGCUUUUUCUAACAGAAAAUAGGGCUCAACUGUGUACCAUUAACUAAUUAUUACAUUAUUUUUCAAAUGAA